ACUGCCUCUGUCGCUUCAGACUAGUGGAAGUCCAGGUUCCCCCGCGGAAGCCACAAUGUCUGACUGCAGGAGGCAGUGGAACCGCGAGGAUGAGCUGCCGGUCUACCUGGCGGGGCCGAUCAGCACCGGACCGAACCAGAGGAAAACCUACGGCAUGUUCAGCUCCGUGGAGGGGGCGUUUGAAAGCAAGACCAUAGACUUCGAGAACUAUGCGGUGGGGAGGAAAGGGAGUCGCACUCCUCGCAGUGGGAGCCGGGAGAGGCUCCUGGACGCCGGUGACCCCGCGGGGAAGCCGCCCGGCGAGGCCGCACAUCAGGACUCACACAGCAACUCUCCUGAGGAGCCGGACGAUGCGCAGACCGGCGACGAGGUCAGAUUUCCAUCGGAUAACGAUAGUCCAAAUGGAAAGAGUGAAAAGCUGCUGAUCAAAGGGGGGCGAGUGGUCAAUGAUGACCGGUCUUUCUAUGGAGAUGUUUUCAUCGAGGAUGGACUCAUCAAGCAGGUGGGGGAGAACUUGGUCGUUCCAGGGGGGGUCAAGGUGAUCGAGGCCAAAGGCCGCAUGAUUAUACCGGGAGGGAUCGACGUCAACACGUGCCUGAUGAAGCCCUUCAUGGGCAUGCAGCCUGUUGAUGAUUUUCUCCAGGGCACCAGGGCUGCACUUGCUGGGGGCACCACAAUGAUCAUUGAUCAUGUGGCCCCUCAGCCUGGAGACAGUCUGCUGGAGGCGUUUGAGCACUGGCAGGAGGCUGCAGAUAAGAAGGCCUGCUGUGAUUACUCUCUGCACGUAGACAUCCCCCAGUGGGACGAAAAUGUGAAAGAUGAGCUGGAGCAGUUGGUGCAGGACAAAGGUGUCAACUCCUUUCAAGUGUACAUGGCUUACAAAGAUUUGUUCCAGAUGACAGAUUCUCAGUUGUAUGAGGCGUUCUCCUUCCUGAAGCAGCUGGGUGCUGUGGUGUUAGUUCAUGCAGAAAACGGAGACCUGAUUGCUCAGGAACAGAAAAAAAUUCUUGAAAUGGGAAUUACCGGCCCCGAAGGCCACCCUCUGAGCCGUCCUGAAGAGUUGGAGGCCGAGGCCGUGUUCCGCGCCAUCACCCUCGGUAACCGUGUGAACUGCCCCGUCUACAUCACGAAGGUGAUGAGCAAGAGUGCGGCCGACACCAUCGCUCAGGCCCGAAGGAAAGGUUCUGUGGUUUUUGGAGAGCCUAUCACAGCUAGCUUGGCAGCUGACGGCUCCAAUUACUGGAGCAAAAACUGGGCCAAGGCGGCGGCUUACGUGACCUCUCCGCCUUUGAGUCCUGACCCCACAACGCCAGACCAUCUCCACACGAUGCUGGCCUGCGGGGAUCUCCAGGUAGUGGGCAGCUCUCACAGCGCGUACAGCAUUUCCCAGAAGGCAAUAGGAAAAGAUGACUUCACUUUGAUCCCAGAGGGAACCAACGGGGUGGAGGAGAGGAUGGGAUUUGUCUGGGACAAGGCCGUGGCUAUGGGGAAGAUGGAUGAGAACCAGUUUGUGGCCGUGACUUCAACCAACGCCGCUAAAAUCUUCAAUCUGUAUCCACGGAAGGGGCGCAUAGCUGUCGGCUCCGACGCCGACGUCGUCAUCUGGGACCCCGACAGUGUCAAAACCAUCACUGCCAAACUUCAGCAGUCGGCUGCGGAAUAUAACAUCUUUGAGGGUCUGGAGUGCCGCGGCGGUCCGGCGCUUGUGCUGAGUCAAGGUCAGAUAGUGUACGAGGGGGGCAAGCUUCAGGUGCAGCAGGGCGCCGGCCGAUUCAUCCCACGCAAGCCCUUCCCGGACUACGCCUACCAGCGUAUCAAGUUCAGGAAUCAGGUAAAGGCCAAGCAAGCAGUCGCUCGUGGGGUGUACGACGGUCCGGUGCAUGACUACACCCCGAUGCCCAAAUACAUCACCCCUGCUCCGUCAGCCAAAACCUCACCCACCUCUCACCAGCCUGCGCCCAUCCGCAAUCUCCACCAGUCCAACUUCAGCCUUUCAGGCGCACAGCUCGACGACAACAUCCCUCGCAGGUCCGGCCACCGCAUCGUGGCGCCCCCUGGUGGUCGCUCCAACAUCACCAGCCUGGGCUAAACGCCCCACCGUGCAGCGAGUGUUGCUGGAGUGGGCUUUCACCUGAAGUGUGCGAGUGUGUGCGUAUGACUGAGAGUGUGCGCAAAUCGGCACGAAUGGAUAUCUAUCUAUCUGAGGGUCAGUAUUUAUUAGUUUUGAAUGGUCAUUCUGGCAAAGCACAUGAAUAUUUUAAAGAAAAGCGUGAUUCACAAUCAUUUGUCACUCAGAACUCUGAAAUCUCACUGUCAGAUCACACUUAUGCACACGCACACAGAUCUGGUGUUCGCCCCCCCCUUCCUUCCACACAUCCUUAUGCACUCUUCCUGUUUUGUUUUGUUUUUCUCUCCUCUUGAGCAUGACUCCCUACUCGCUCCUCACCUUCCACUUUUUAUUGUGUGGGUCUGCUCAGACACGGUGCUCCUUCUCUGCCCUCCAAUGGACAAAUGAAGAAAUAACUUUAUUUUUUUGUUUCAUUCCAAUUCUCGCAGUAUGUGCAGUAUUUCAAUGUUACUGAAAUUCAUCAGUUAUACAUAUUGCAUGGAUACGUUUUCACAUGUUGCACUACUCGUGUUUGAUCGUUGCAAUAAGUCGAGCACUUAAAAAUGUACUCAAAGCACAUCUGUAUUCAAAGGGCACAAUAGUAAUUCUAAAUUAUGAGAGUGAAAUUCACCAUGGAUAGGGAGAACUGUUACCAAAUUCAAAACUGUUUCACUGUAGAUCCAGCUGAAGCAAUGUGAUUCUCCUCCACUAGAUACUAUAUGCAAAUGCAUCAAUGCUUUCCUAUGAGGUAUGAAAGUAGAUGGGUAGCUGAAGAAAGACAACGGUAGGAUUUAGUUUUAGACUGAUGUAUGGCAUAACCGGCUUUCCUGGCGUGCACUCCCCAUGUGUGUCAUCGUCUUUUUGCCAAUCACUGUUGCCAGAAAUAGAGCUUGUAUCUUGUCAUGCAAUGGCAUUUUGAACUCUGCUGUAAAAGAGCCCCAGCUCCAACCACAGCUCAUUAAAACUUGACUUUUACAAUGUUUUAAACCUUUUUUUUUUUGCUAUACGUUGAAAUGUGUUGAUUGUUGGUGUUGUAUCUGGUAUGCUACAUUUAGUGUUACUAUGCUGCGCUGCUUCUCUUGCAGUUGUCUGGUGUCUCCACUGAAACCAGUUAUAAUUAAUAAAGACUUGACUAUCAAACAGUGAUG
Messenger RNA from Cololabis saira (Pacific saury), 3255 nucleotides. It is a transcript of the gene crmp1, whose product is annotated as collapsin response mediator protein 1. The transcript is spliced from 14 exons. Lineage: Eukaryota; Metazoa; Chordata; Actinopteri; Beloniformes; Belonidae. Gene Ontology annotation, cellular component: cytoplasm; cytosol. The record is from RefSeq and is a predicted model, not a curated record. Bases 56 to 2089 code for a protein of 677 amino acids. Gene Ontology annotation, molecular function: hydrolase activity, acting on carbon-nitrogen (but not peptide) bonds, in cyclic amides.